AUGACGUGGCGUGACGAUGGCUACGUGGAGGCGCUCCAGCAGGAGACCAUCAUCCUGGCCAAGCGGGUCAUGGCUGCCAGGAGCCGCUUGCUCCUCUCCACCUGCUUCGACGCCUCUCCCGUUUUUCACGACAGGGAGAUCUGCGAAGUGGACGACGGAGAAGACGAAGACUUGUUGGACGACUUCGCGAUGUUCUCAGACAAGGACAUCCGUUACGGGGCCACAGCUCUGGUCCAUAACUUGUCUGUUAUUAGCGAAGAGGAGAUGAUGGAAGAUGAAGAGGCGGAGGCUGCGGACCACUUAAAACUCUCAAUAUGGCGAGGAAAACAGGUGUUCUGA
Cherax quadricarinatus is the source of this 339-nucleotide messenger RNA. The record is from RefSeq and is a predicted model, not a curated record. NCBI's taxonomy places the organism in Eukaryota, Metazoa, Arthropoda, Malacostraca, Decapoda, Parastacidae.